AUGUCUAAAGUGUUAUUGAUACGACAUCUUCCAAAAUCAUUGUCCAUUCAAGAUAAAGCACAACUUCUCAGACAUUUUGGUGCAGUAAAAGUGUGGGAAAAGAGUCCAAAAUUUCACUAUGUAUUUGCACUAUUUCCUAAUGUAGAUGUAGCGAAAUCAUCACUAAUGAGACUACAUCAACUUGAGAUAGCAAAACGAAGGCUCGUUGUAGAGUAUUCUUUUGAAAAUGAACCUACAGAAUGUAAUUAUGAUGAAAAUGAGACAAGUUCAGCAGCAACAAAGCAAAUAAAAAAAUUCCUGCAGUUACUCAAUGCCUGGAAUCCAUCUGUUAAUUUAUACCAACCACCUCCAGCUCAUUUAAAUUAUAAAUACCCGAAUUCUCAUCCUAAUACACUCAUAAACAUUAUUUAUGCAUUAUUAAAUCACAAAGCCUUCUACACACAAGCUUUGCACUUGAUGAACAAAAUGUCUCUUAGUUUGCCAUUUGAGGAAAAUAAAACGGCAAUUUCACUAUUCAAAGAUACAUUUAGAUACAUAUUCAAAGAUGAAAUUGCAGCUAUACCACCUCCAGCAAGUGAAACAGAGUCAGAAUUAUCAAGUGAUGAAAGUGAAAAGCAAACAAACAAACCAGUACCUACGUCUAUAAAAAGAUUGCAUAAGCUUCCAGUCACAAGAAAGAGACCAGCAGCCAUUCUGUCUACUGCUAAUUUACCCAAAGCAAAGAAAGUUGCUGUAAGUCAAGAAGAGGUAUUUGAGAAUGUUACACCUCUGCCAGAACCCAAAAAAAUUGCAGUUUUUGUUAAUCAGGAUGCACUCUCCAAGCCUUCUGAAGAACCAGAAAUAAUUGGAGAACUUGGUAAAUUUGAAAAAGAAGCUGAACACACAACAUCUGAGACGAUACCUCUAGAGACUGAAGAACCCCCAAUAACCAGGAAAGAGUUGCUUCAAAACAGACUGAAUUACAGUGAUAUGAAAGUGCUGCCUGUAUUUAAAAAUUAUCACCCUGGCCAACCAUCAAUGCGGUUAUACAUAAAAAAUUUAGCUAAGUCCGUGACUGAUCAAGAUGUAAAAAGAAUUUACAAGCAUUACGUUAAUGAUAUGCCAGAUGAAGAAAAUAUAGGUUUUGAUGUAAGAGUAAUGCAAGAAGGCAAGAUGAAAGGGCAAGCAUUUGUGACAUUUCCCUCAGCCAAGAUAGCUGAGGUAGCAUUGAAUGAGACCAAUGGAUUUAUUUUAAAAGAUAAGCCUAUGGUUGUCCAGUUUGCUAGAGCUGCAAAUAAAAGAACUGUUGAAUGA
This is a messenger RNA of Chilo suppressalis (striped riceborer), 1293 nucleotides long. The record is from the annotation of a GenBank genome assembly. Lineage: Eukaryota; Metazoa; Arthropoda; Insecta; Lepidoptera; Crambidae.